Aphis gossypii (cotton aphid) is the source of this 1624-nucleotide messenger RNA. RefSeq lists its product as uncharacterized. Bases 551 to 1417 code for a protein of 288 amino acids. The record is from RefSeq and is a predicted model, not a curated record. The transcript has a single exon. NCBI's taxonomy places the organism in Eukaryota, Metazoa, Arthropoda, Insecta, Hemiptera, Aphididae.
UUCCGGACGAACAUUUACAAAGUGACGGUAAAAUUUUAUACUGUUCUGCUUGUGAAAAAUCCAUAGCGACUGAACAGCGGUUUCAGGUAGUACAACAUUUAAAAACUAAUAAGCACAAUGUAAAUAAAAAUAAAAAAACAAAAUUUAAACAAAAUUUUUUUCAUCUACAUCUUUCGCAAUUUCUAAUACAUUCAAUAGCGAUUUAUGUCAAGCUUUUAUUAAGGCUGAUAUUCCGCUAGCAAAACUUCAAAAUUCUUAUUUAAAAUCAUUCUUGGAAAAAUAUACAGCACACUUAGUUCCUGAUGAAAGCACAUUAAGAAAAAAUUAUAUUCAACCAAUCUACAAUGAAACUCUUACGUCUAUUAGAAAUUCAAUCGGCGAUGGACCCAUAUGGGUAUCGAUUGAUGAAACAAUCGAUGUAGAUGGUAGAUUUAUUGCAAAUAUCAUUAUUGGCAAAUUAGAUGACAAUAAAUCUAAACCUUUUUUGUUAAAUUGUGAACAAUUAGAUAAAUGUAACCACCAAACUAUUGCACAAUUUUUUAAUAAUUCUAUGAAUAUACUAUGGCCUGAUGUAGUUUUGCAUGAUAAUGUAUUAUUAUUUGUAUCUGAUGCCGCGCCUUACAUGGUAAAAGCCGGUAAAGCAUUAAAUGCUUUUUUCCCCAAAAUGAUCCACAUAACGUGUUUAGCACACGCAUUUCACCGUAUAGCAGAAACCAUCCGAUCAAAAUUUAUAAAAGUAGACGAAUUAAUAUCUACAGUUAAAAAGAUAUUUUUAAAAGCGCCUAGCCGUAUCGAAACAUUUAAAAAUAUGUACCCGGAUUUAAGCCUCCCUCCACAACCAAUUGUAACUAGAUGGGGGACUUGGUUAAAUGCAGCUAAUUAUUAUUGCCAAAACUUUAAAGAAAUCAAAAAUAUUGUUGACAAACUCGAUCCGACUACUUCAAUGUUUAUAGAAAAAGCUGAAAUUCUUUUAAAAAAUAAUGAUUUGAAAAAUGAAUUAGUGUACAUUUCUGUUAAUUAUUUUUUUUUGGUGGAUGUCAUUACAAAAUUAGAAACUCGUGACUUAACUUUAGUUGACAGUUUGAAUAUUGUAGAGGAAACAGUAAAAAAACUUGAAAAAGUACAAGGAAAAAUUGGCGAAAUUAUAAAUACCAAAAUAAAAAAUAUUCUACAAAAAAAUUCUGGUUUUGCACAAAUUAAAGCUAUCAAAAAUAUUCUUACUGGUUGUUCUUCUGAAGUUUCAUUGGAUGUAGAACUUACUCCUUCAGACAUAGCCAAAAUGCAAUACUGCCCAAUAACAUCAGUGGAAGUCGAAAGAUCAUUUAGUCGGUAUAAGGCAAUUUUACGACCAAAUCGAAGAUCUUUUGAAUUCGAAAAUUUAAAAAUGCAUGUAAUUAUAAAUUGUAAUUGUGAUUAAUAAUUGUAUACCUUUUUUUAAUAAUUCUGCUAUUUAAAUAUAAUUUGUUUCAUUAGAAACUCAUAUUGAUGUAUUAUAUAAUUAAAUAUUAAUAAAAAAAUCAUAUAAGUAAAAUACAUAUUUUUAGUUUUUUAGCACAUAUUUAUGUACAUAUUUUGGUAACAUUAAUACAUAUUUUGGUUUCAUAAAUACAUAUAAAUCCGAGCC